UCUGGGUGAUUGUGCGCCUGCCUAGCUCAUGAUCACACGGUAUUUAAGUUCUCUGCUGAUAUUAUAACGUUUAUUCCCAAAACUGCACAUCGGAUUGUCUGGAAGGAUGCGCCAAUUCACUAUGUUGCCGCUACUCGUCCUCUGCGUUUGUACUUUGUCCACUACAGGGGAUGAUCUGUCUUCUAAAGUGUCUAUGCUUGAAGAAAAGGUGAAGACACUGGAGACCUAUAUAUUCCUGGUAAAACAAUGGAGUCCUAUAUGAUCCAGGUAUGAAAAUGGAGUCCUAUAUGUUCCAGGUAAGACGAUAGAGUCCGAUAUGUUCCAGGUAAGACAAAGUAGUCCUGUAUGUUCCAGGUACAAUGGAGUCCUAUAUGUUAUAGGUAAAACAAUGGAGUCCUAUAUUUCCCAAAUAAGACAAUGAAGCCCUAUAUGUUCCAGGUAAGACAAUGUAGUCCUAUAUGUUCCAGGUAAGACAAUGGAGUUCUAUAUGUUCCAGGUAAGACAAUGGUGUCCUAUAUGUUCCAGGUAAGACAAUGAAGCCCCAUAUAUUCCAGGUAAGACAAUGGAGUCCCAUAUGUUCCAGGUAAGACAAUGGAGUCCGAUAUGUUCCAGGUAAGACAUUGGAGUCCGAUAUGCUCCAGGUAAGACAAUGGAGUCCUAUAUGUUCCAGGUAAGACAAUGGAGUCAUAUAUGUUAUAGGUAAAACAAUGGAGUCCUAUAUGUUCCAGGUAAGACAAUGGAGCUUUUUAUGUUCCAGGUAAGACAAUGGAAUACUAUAUGUUCCAGGUAAGACAUUGGAGUCCGAUAUGUUCCAGGUAAGACAAUGGAGUCCUAUAUGUUCCAGGUAAGACAAUGGAGUCCUAUAUGUUCCAGGUAAGACAAUGAGGUAAGACAAUGGAGUACUAUAUGUUCCAGGUAAGACAAUGGUGUCCUAUAUUUUCAGGUAAGACAAUGGAGUCCUAUACGUUCCAGGUAAGACAAUGGAGUCCUAUACGUUCCAGGUAAGACAAUGGAGUCCUAUACGUUCCAGGUAAGACAAUGUAGUCCUAUAUGUUCCAGGUAAGACGAUGUAGUCCUACAUGUUCCAGGUAAGACAAUGGAGUCCUAUACGUUCCAGGUAAGACAAUGUAGUCCUAUAUGUUCCAGGUAAGACAAUGUAGUCCUACAUGUUCCAGGUAAGACAAUGGAGUCCUAUACGUUCCAGGUAAGACAAUGGAGCCCUAUACGUUCCAGGUAAGACAUUGGAGUCCGAUAUGUUCCAGGUAAGACAAUGGAGUCCUAUACGUUCCAGGUAAGACAAUGGUGUCCUAUAUUUUCAGGUAAGACAAUGGAGUCCUAUACGUUCCAGGUAAGACAAUGGAGUCCUAUACGUUCCAGGUAAGACAAUGGAGUCCUAUACGUUCCAGGUAAGACAAUGGAGUCCUAUAUGUUCCAGGUAAGACAAUGGAGUCCUAUAUGUUCAAGGUAAGACAAUGGAGUCCUAUAUGUUCCAGGUAAGACAAUGGUGUUCUAUAUGUUACAGGUAAGACAAUGGUGUCCUAUAUGUUCCAGGUAAGACAAUGGUGUCCUAUAUUUUCAGGUAAGACAAUGGAGUCCUAUACGUUCCAUGUAAGACAAUGGAGUCCUAUACGUUCCAGGUAAGACAAUGGAGUCCUAUACGUUCCAGGUAAGACAAUGGAGUCCUAUAUGUUCCAGGUAAGACAAUGGAGUCCUAUAUGUUCCAGGUAAGACAAUGGAGUCCUAUACGUUCCAGGUAAGACAAUGGAGUCCUAUAUGUUCCAUGUAAGACAAUGGAGUCCUAUAUGUUCCAGGUAAGACAAUGGAGUCCUAUAUGUUCCAGGUAAGACAAUGGUGUCCUAUAUGUUCCAGGUAAGACAAUGGAGUCCUAUAUGUUCCAGGUAAGACAAUGGAGUCCUAUAUGUUCCAGGUAAGACAAUGGAGUCCUAUAUGUUCCAGGUAAGACAAUGGAGUCCUAUAUAUUCCAGGUAAGACAAUGGAGUCCUAUAUGUUCCAUGUAAGACAAUGGAGUCCUAUAUAUUCCAGGAAAUAAAUGCUCUCAAAAACUCCAGUGGCUUGGAGGAUUUAAACAGUUCAAGACCGCAGCAUGGGCGAAUGCUUGAAGAUGAUGAUGUUCUGGUUGAUCAAAUAAAAGGUAUUAUUCGAUCAGAAAUGAAAGAGCAAAAAAUAAAAUUAGAAGUCUAUGUAGCCAAUGAAGUAGAUAAAAUGAAAUCAAAGGCUUUGGCUGACAUUGACGGAAUUAAAACUGCUUUAAACAUUCAAAUCGGUGUAAUGAAAGAAAGAACCGUCAGCGAAAUGAGAGUUUUAGUCUCCAAACGGUAAGAGGAUAUUGAUAUAGAGACCCGAAAAACUAGUGCAGCGGUUAAUAUGAGUGUACAAGUUGCUCUAGAUACACUAGAUGAGGAUGGUAAACGUCUGUCACUGAAACUUGAGGAUGAGUUGAAUGCAACUAACACAAAUGUUCUAAAUGACGUUCAAAGUCUAAAUUUGAACUUUUCAUCCAACAUUGAAAACCUUUUAGUGCGAACCGAUUCCACUUUAACGACCAUCACAAGAGCCUUUGCGAAACAAAAACUUAUGAUGAACACCGUAUCGGCUGACAUUGCAAGAAAAUCCGCGCUGCUUGAGAAUGACGUAAGGCAAGCAGUUAGCGAGAUGAAAGAACACAUGGAAAAUAAAACUUUGGAAAUUGAGCAAGUUCAAUACAUUGCAACAACUAACCUGACAUCAUUUAUUGAAAACGCGUCUAGUUUGAUCGAUCAAAAGAUGGAUGUGAUAGACGAAAAAGAAGUACAGUUAAACCAGAGCGCUACAGAUGCUAUUGUGGAACUCAUAACACAGUUUGAAACGCAGUCAGAUAAUCUCGGCGACCGAGUUAAUGUUAGCUUGUUAAACGUUGUUAACACUUUAGAAACAAUAAAUACUUCAGUUUAUCACAAAAUUGAAACAAAGUUUAGUACUUUAAAAAAUGACAUUAAUGCAAAGGUUAGCCGAAGUGAAAGUGUUCUGGCAGGAAGAAUAUCUUCAAACAGACGAUACACAGACAGUAGUAUAAGUAGUGUCCGGUCGAGCAUAAGUAGUGUCCAGUCGAGCAUUAGUAGUGUCCGGUCGAGCAUAAGUAGUGCUCAGUCGAGCAUAAGUAGUGUCAGGAGCAGUGUAAACAGCGCUCAAACAAAUAUAAAUGAGAUGAAAGUGAUUAUGCGUUUACCAGGGAUGUACUUAAUAAAUGUAUAUUAUCCAUACAAAAAAGAUGUGUUUGAACCUAGUUUGCGUUUGAACAACAUUUCUCCUUACGGUUCUUAUGGUAUACAAGGCCGCGUUGAAGUUUAUCACGCUAGUAGUUGGGGCACAGUUUGCGACGACGGCUUCUCUGGGACACAAGGGCAAUAUAACCUGAAUGUUCUUGUUAAACAGUUCAGCUUUAUACAUGGUGAAUACGUUACAAGCGUAUGGGGGAGGGAAUUGGGGAAAUAUGGUUGGAUGAUGUUAAAUGCAAGUCAGAUUCCACCAAUUUUCGACACUGUCCUAGUAACAAUUGGGGAGUUCAUAAUUGUGCCCACAGUGAGGAUCUUGGUCUCAAACUUUGGAGAUAAAACCGUAUUUUGUGAUAAAUUUAAAACGCACAAGGGAAUUAUUUGUAUGAGAAUAUGCACAGCUGAUAUAUUUCUGACACUAUAAAGUCUAUAAACAUAUUUUCACUGUCAUGUCACUACCUGAGCGGAUAUUAUGUCCGUUAUGUGUAGUUGUGUUCACAUUUUAACUUUCAACAAAGCCUUAACUUUUAAGCCUCCAUUUAUGGUGAUCACACAUUUGUUUGUGAAAUAUGUAUUUUUGUGUUUCAUAGUAACAUAUUGGAAGUUAACAUACUAUGAUAAAUUGAUUUUAUUUUAAAUAACUAUGUCUUGUCAUAUUUAAGUAAGUGUUUUUUUGUAAUAGUUUGUUAUUCGUUCCAGAUGUUUGACAACUCUUGCAUUAUGUUAUUCAUAAAUAGUUGAUUGUUGCAAUUUUGAACCAACUAAACCGACCCGUAUACAAAAUAUACAGUGAAAUUUGAAAAGAAAUACAUAGUUUUAAACACGAAAGUACUAGACAAUUUGAUAGGGCAAUGUCAAAGUAGAAGAAAAAUUAAGAAAUUUUGAAAACAAAAUUGUUAAAAUAAAAAGGCAAUUACUUAUUUGGUACUGUCUUAAAUAUGAGAAACUUGUAAUUAUAUAUACACGUAUGAUAAAGCAUGUGUCUCGUGUUUUUUAAAGAAACAAAGUCAGUGUGUGUAUACCACGUGAUAAAUUGCGUCAUAGAUGCUUCGACGGAAGGCAAUAUUUUGUUUCGAAUAAAGACUUCAAUCAAAGAUAACUUCACCUUUUCUUUAAAUUAAACAUAGCGCAGUUUGCUCCGCUUACGGAGCCUCGCCUUCGGUCUUUUACCAGAGUUUGAUUGAGAGUUUAGUUUCUUAAAACACUUCGACAGACCUUUUCUCAAUAUGGCCGUCUGACGAGCACUGCCAAAACAUAAUUUUGGAAACAGGUUUGAUAAAACUAGCUGACUUUUUAAACUCAUGUAAUAAAACGAAGGCGGGGCUCCUUUAGCGGCAUUUUGUUUCAUUUAAAAUGGUGUUGUAAGAGAAAAGUUAUCUUUGUUUAAAGUCUUAAUUUUAAGCAAAAUGUUGCCUUCCGAGUUUCAUAUAUGACGUAAUUUAUCACGUGGUAUACACACACUGAAAGUCCAUGUCGUUUAGAUUUUUUUUUAAUUUAUGAUGUGAACGUUUGACCAUUUUAAUGAUUUAUAUUGGUUUCCACGUCCAUGUAAUAAUUUACGAAAAGCCUUAGUCUGAGUCGAGCCUCGAGACCCGAAACUGUGAAUGAUUUCUAAUUGCACAUUUCUUUUCAUAAAAUCGACGACGGUGAAACGUGUUGUAUAUAUCAUCAAAAACCUGUUAUUAACACAGAUGUUGUGGAAAGAUGUAUAUAUCUAUGUAUUUCAUAACAUUUUAAAAUUGCUAUUUCGAGUCUUCGUCUAGAGGGUUCUGUUGCCAUUUCGCUGAUAGGAAAUUCUUCAAAACAUUGAAUUCAUCCCAUGAGAGGAAGAUAACUGAACAGUUAACCAUGCAGAUGGAGAUGACCCUUUAUCAUGUGUAUACAUCUUUUAGUCAUUGUGCUUUUGUUGUUGUGUGUGUACAUUUCAUUUGAUAUAAUGGUUUUUGGUAAUUGUCAAAAACACAUGAAGUUUAUUAUUAAAUCAUUUGUAUAAUUUGCAAUUUGUAGUCUUUUUAGGAUUAUUUUUGCAUGUACAGUUACUUUAUUCCGCAACAUUACACGUGUUGUAAGAACACGUAUUUAGAGUGUCAGUUCACUAAUAAAGCGCAUAAACAAU
This is a messenger RNA of Mya arenaria, 5388 nucleotides long. RefSeq lists its product as uncharacterized. The transcript is spliced from 3 exons. NCBI's taxonomy places the organism in Eukaryota, Metazoa, Mollusca, Bivalvia, Myida, Myidae. The record is from RefSeq and is a predicted model, not a curated record. The coding region runs from base 2386 to 3696 and encodes 436 amino acids. Gene Ontology annotation, cellular component: membrane.